UUUUUAUCUUCACUGAAAUAGAUCAGUAAAAUGAUCAAGCUUCUAGUUUCUUUUACUAUCCUAUUUGUUCUCUCUUCUGCGAGACCACAAGAAAUCGACUCGAACCAAGCUGCGAUUGCAAAUACCGAAGCAAAUGAAGCUCCAGUAAUUGUUAACAAUGACGCUUCAAUGGGAAAUGCUGUCGAUUUUUCCUUUCCAACAAAUGUCCAAGUAAUGAAUUGUUUGAAGAAAGCAAAAUAUCAAGUUGUAUUCCUCCGUGGAUUUGUUCCAACUGGAAAUGGAGCUUUUGAUUCAAAUUGUGUUGGAAAUAUCAGAAAUGCUUAUUCAGCUGGAUUGGGAAUUGAGACAUACAUGACUCCUCAGCCAAUAUCAAGCUGGCAAGGAUACCAACAACUUGAUCUUCUUUAUAACGGACUCAACAAUAAUGGAAUCACUAUCCGAUCAGUCUGGAUUCAGGUUACUUCCCCUGCCAACUGGCCAAACAAUCCAACUGCCAACGUCAACUUUAUCAACAGCAUAAUUUCCCGUGCUCAACAAUAUGGUCUCUCUGUUGGAAUUUACACAAACCAAUAUGACUGGAGCCAGAUUACUGGAAAUUCGGCGAAUAUCAAUUCUAAUGUCAUGCUCUGGUAUUGGAAUGUUCUUGGAGGUGGUACUUCUGGAGAGACAAAGCCAACUUUUGCUGAUUUCCGUGCUUUCGGCCCAUUCAAGAAGGCUUCAGUGAAGCAGUAUGCUCAAGUUGAAACAGUUUGUAAUUUGGUUGUGAAUCGUGACGUGUAUGCUGUUGGAAUUCCAGCUGCUGCUCCAAAGACUGAAGUCAAUAUGGCAGAUGGUGAAAAGAUUGUUGUCGGAGGAUUUGUCGGAAACUAAUUUAUUAAACUUAUUAUCGGUUUUAUGAUCUCUUCCCAAAUAAAAUUGUUAUCAUCUGUUA
This is a messenger RNA of Caenorhabditis elegans, 931 nucleotides long. RefSeq names its product Lysozyme-like protein 2 (gene lys-2). The transcript is spliced from 2 exons. Gene Ontology annotation, molecular function: lysozyme activity. Gene Ontology annotation, biological process: cell wall macromolecule catabolic process; peptidoglycan catabolic process; response to stress. Lineage: Eukaryota; Metazoa; Nematoda; Chromadorea; Rhabditida; Rhabditidae. The record is from RefSeq and is marked reviewed. Bases 31 to 870 code for a protein of 279 amino acids.